Messenger RNA from Morus notabilis, 1104 nucleotides. Its product is annotated as 50S ribosomal protein L10, chloroplastic. Gene Ontology annotation, cellular component: large ribosomal subunit. Gene Ontology annotation, molecular function: structural constituent of ribosome. The record is from RefSeq and is a predicted model, not a curated record. The transcript has a single exon. The coding region runs from base 195 to 872 and encodes 225 amino acids. Gene Ontology annotation, biological process: translation. Lineage: Eukaryota; Viridiplantae; Streptophyta; Magnoliopsida; Rosales; Moraceae.
ACGUAGUUUGCAUUAAGUUCAAAUGUUCAUUCUUCAAUGUCGUUAGCUUCAAACGACAAAAACUUCUGAAACCCUCUCCGUCUCUCUCGUCUUCUUCUUCCGGAUAAGAUAAAGCAACAACAAAAAGUGAGAAAAGCUCACACACACUCUUCUCCUCUCUCUCUCCCUCUUCCAAAUCUCCCUCUUCUCCUCCAAUGGAAGCCUUACUCAGUUUCCCCUCCUCUCCUUCCCAAACCCUAACUCUAACAUUACCCCGUCCCACCACGAACCCCCUCCUCUCCUUCUCCCAAAUCCCUCUCCGCCACGGCCACCGCCUCCCGUCGAUCCGAUCCGCCAUUUCCCGAACCAAGAAGGAAGAGACGGUCGAGACCGUGAAGAAAAACCUCGAAAACUGUUACCUGCUCGCCGGAAUCAGCUACAAAGGCUUCACCGUCAAGCAGUUCCAGGACCUCCGACGAUCGCUGCCGGAGAACACGAAGCUGAUCGUGGCGAAGAACACGCUGGUCUUCAAGGCCAUCGAGGGCACCCAGUGGGAGGCUCUGAAGCCGUGCAUGACCGGCAUGAACGUGUGGCUCUUCGUCCAUAGCGAGGAGAUCCUGGCGGCGAUCAAGCCCUACAGGGAUUUCCAGAAGGAGAGGAAGCUCGACGGCAAUGACUUCACCGGCGCGGUUUUCGAGGGCAAGUUCUAUGGGCCCGAGGAUUUCAAGAAGCUCGAGACGUUGCCGACGCGGGCCGAGAUUUAUGCCAAGUUGUUGGGCUCUCUUCAGGGCCCGGCGUUGGGCCUGGUCGGAACGAUCCAGGCCCCGGCGAGGGAGCUCGUUAUGGUAUUGAAGGCUUAUGUCAACAAGUUGGAACAGGAAGGUGGGAAAUAAUGAGGUUUUUUUUUUUGGGGGGAUGGUAAUGUAAGUUUGAAAAUUAAAUUAAAAAAAAAAAAAGAAACCGUUUUUUGUAAUUUGGGAAUUUUUCUUGUAGCAUAAUUUGGUUAACAAUUUUUUGAAUUUAGAAUUGAAGUUGUAGAAUGGGCAAGUCUUGUUAAUCCUUGCGUUUAGCCAGUUAAUGUAUACUUUAGAAAUAUAAAACACAAGCAAGCAUUGAUUUUGUUGA